Messenger RNA from Recurvomyces mirabilis, 1884 nucleotides. It is a transcript of the gene PHO8, whose product is annotated as vacuolar alkaline phosphatase. The transcript has 2 exons. Gene Ontology annotation, molecular function: alkaline phosphatase activity. Gene Ontology annotation, cellular component: fungal-type vacuole membrane. NCBI's taxonomy places the organism in Eukaryota, Fungi, Ascomycota, Dothideomycetes, Mycosphaerellales, Teratosphaeriaceae. The record is from RefSeq and is a predicted model, not a curated record. The coding region runs from base 1 to 1884 and encodes 627 amino acids. Gene Ontology annotation, biological process: dephosphorylation.
AUGGCUCGCGGCCAGGAGCCUCUCGUCGCCCGCGGACCUCCAUCAGACGGCUCAGACGACAUAGAAGAAGAGGAUGCGCUGUUGACAGGCCAAAGAACGAGCAAGCAGGCGCCGACUAACAACAGUGUUCUGCGAUCACGAUGGAAGGACAUCGCUUUGUUCACAUGGGCUCUCCUGGCAACAGCAGCAGUCAUAGUCCUCGCAGUCGUGUAUCAGCACAGCCGGACUGAAAGCCCCAGAGGGGAUGGCAAGAUAGGGAAUGGUGCUGACAGACCUUCGGGGAAGAGGAAUCUCAUCUUCAUGGUGUCUGAUGGUAUGGGACCGACAAGUCUGGCUUUGACAAGGAGCUGGAGACAGUACACCGAACAACUGCCCUACGACCAGACCCUGCUGCUCGACGAAUACUUGAUCGGUCAAAGCAGAACGAGAAGUACAUCCUCCCUCGUCACGGACUCUGCGGCAGGUGCGACAGCUUUCUCCUGCGGCCACAAAAGCUACAAUGGUGCCAUCUCCGUCCUCCCAGACCACAGCCCCUGCGGAAGUGUAAUGGAAGCCGCGAAGCGCAUGGGCUAUACCACUGGUCUUGUGGUCACUACACGGAUUACGGAUGCCACACCUGCAGUCUUCGCCAGCCAUGUUAGGAGGAGAGAGAUGGAGGAUGAGAUUGCGUUGCAGAUGAUUGGUGACACACACCCACUUGGCCGGAUCCCGGAUCUCAUGCUUGGAGGUGGAAGAUGUCAUUUCCUACCUAACAGCACUGGAGAUGAAAGUUGUCGUAAUGAUGAUGUGGAUGUGAGGAGAGUGGCGGGUGAUAUGGGGUGGGAUUAUAUCUCUACCAGGAAGGAGUUUGAUGGGUUAGGCACGAAUCCUAAGCUACCACUGAUGGGACUGUUCGCCUACGAUGACAUACCGUAUGAGAUUGACAGACAAUAUCAGGGUGAUACUUAUCCUUCGCUCGAGGAGAUGACACGAACCGCCUUAGAUGCUCUCAGUGCAGCCACGGCAGACAAAGACCAAGGCUUCUUCAUCAUGAUCGAAGGCUCGCGAAUCGAUCAUGCCGGACACGGCAACGAUCCUGCUGCGCAAGUGCACGAAGUUCUAGCUUACGACCACGCCAUGGCCGCCGUGCUGGAGUUCAUUAAGGACAGCGCUACGCCAACACUAAUGGUGGCGACUUCUGAUCAUGAGACUGGUGGGCUGGCAUUGGCGAGACAGCUGCACCCGACUUAUCCAGCUUACUUGUGGUACCCGGGUGUCCUGGCAAAUGUCACACACUCCGCCUCCCACACCUCACACGAGUAUCACGAUUACCUUUCGGCCAGCCGACUUACCUCGAACAUGCGCGGCUGGCUCACAACCCUCCUUUCCGAGUCCCUAGGCAUCCACGACCCCUCUCCAUCCGAAAUGGCAUCCUUGAUCGACCACCCAGCCCUAGCUUCUUACACCUUCGCCGACAUGAUCUCCCGCCGCGCCCAGACAGGCUGGUCCACCCACGGCCACAGCGGCGCAGACGUCAACAUCUACUCCUCCGACCCCGUCGCCGCACGGAGACUCGUCGGGAACCACGAGAACACCGAAGUCGGGGAUUUCCUGCGCUGGUAUCUUGGAGCUGAGGACGAGGUAGAGAAGGUUACAAAGACAUUGAGGAAGCAUCUUGAGGUUACGGAUGAUGCUGGGGAGGGGAAGGUGUGGUUAGGUAGUGUGCCCGAGUCCAGUGAGAGGUUGGAUGGACAGGAUCAUAUGGAUCAUUAUGUUGGGGAUCAUAAGAAGAGGGGAGAGCAUGAGGGGUGCGAGGUUUUAACAUUCGACCAUACGCAGAACGACGCCAGAAAGAAGUCCAUCAACCACUCUUUCGCAGCUCGCCAACUCAAGCGGGUCGAAUAG